GCUCGGUUGCAGAUUGUUGAAAAAAUAAAGGCUAAAAGGGCCGAUCGAGCUCAAAUAAUAAGCCAGUUAAGAUCCCUAGGUGUUGAGAACAAACAGUUUAGGAAUAUAAUGGAUGAAAAAAGAAAAGAAAUGGAACCUCUCCAGCAGGCCCUCGGCAAGCUGAGGGGUUCCGGUGGUGGAGAGAAGGGCCCAAGCAUAUGUUCAUCUGAGGAAGAACUCAAUUAUGUUAUUAAAAGUUUACAAUACCGAAUUCAGCACGAAAGCAUUCCUCUCACCGAAGAGAAACAGAUCCUAAGGGAAAUAAAGCAACUCGAGGGCACAAGGCAAAAGGUAAUUGCAAAUGCUGCUGAGAGGGCAAGGAUUGAAGACUCGUUGGGCGAAAAAGAGGCGAUUCAGGGCCAGGUCAAAUUGAUCGGCGUUGGGCUUGAUGGUGUUCGAAAGGAAAAACAGGUGAUCAAUGCCAAGCUUAAGCAGCUAGACGAGGAAAAACUGGCUAUAGAGAAAGAUAUUAAUGUCUUGGAGGGUGAAUUGAAUGCGAUUACAGAAAAAAGGGACAAAAUAUUCGAAACGAUUAAGGAUAUGAGGAAGCAACGAGAGGAAGGGAAUUCCCCGUUUUACCAAAACCGCUCUCUCCUUACAAAAGCCAAAGCUCUGGCGGCCAACAAAGAAGUCGAUGCCCUUAAAGAGCUUUCCGAAACAGAGUUAGACAAGUUCAUGUCCCUUUGGAACUCCGACAAGUCCUUCCGAGCUGACUACGAAAAGAGGAUCUUAUCCUCGCUCGACAUGCGCCAGCUGUCCAAACCGAAGAUCGCCAAGGAAGAAGAGUCUGUGGGCCCCACAAUGGAGGAAUCGGACCCGACCGAGCAAAAGGUACAGAAACCGAACGGGGCUUCGAAGAGCAAGAAAAACGAGGUAAAUAGCAAGAAAAUCGAGGAGGAUGAGUAUUUUGUCGGGGAGGAUAAACCGAAGAAGGAAGAAGUUGACGAGAAGAAGCUGAAGGAGCAGAGAAGGGAAGAGGAGAUUGCAAAGCGCAUCCAAGCAGAGGAGAGAAAACGGAAGCUGGCGGAGAAGGCGGCAGCUAAAGCGGCGGUCAAGGCGGAGAAGGAAGCCGAGAAGAAGCUCAAGGCAAGAUUUAUUCAUUUAUUUAUUUAUUUGUUUAUUGGUUUUGUUACGAGAAAAUGGAUAGUUGCAAGGAAAAUAAUCAUCAGCUAA
Messenger RNA from Striga hermonthica, 1212 nucleotides. The record is from the annotation of a GenBank genome assembly. NCBI's taxonomy places the organism in Eukaryota, Viridiplantae, Streptophyta, Magnoliopsida, Lamiales, Orobanchaceae.